This is a messenger RNA of Oenanthe melanoleuca, 1361 nucleotides long. It is a transcript of the gene GJB1, whose product is annotated as gap junction protein beta 1. The transcript is spliced from 2 exons. The record is from RefSeq and is a predicted model, not a curated record. Lineage: Eukaryota; Metazoa; Chordata; Aves; Passeriformes; Muscicapidae. Bases 378 to 1217 code for a protein of 279 amino acids. Gene Ontology annotation, biological process: cell communication. Gene Ontology annotation, cellular component: connexin complex.
AUCCUGCGGGUGGAGAGCAGGGCUCCACCACGGUGCAUGUGCCUGGCUUGCAAGGAAUGCGGCGGGGAGGAUGCUCACAGCAGGGGAGUGGGGCCAAGGGGACCAGAAAUCUCCCCGGGCCCUUCCUGAGGGGCUGGCCCUGCCCUGGUGCUGCAGUGGCCCCGGGGGAUGCUCAGCCGGGGGGUGAAUGCCAGUGGGUGGGAGCCAGGCUGGACACACCUGCGGUGUUUACUUGGCGAGCCGUGUAAGGAGCGAGGCUUUGGGAGGGGGCGGGGGACGUGCCGCAGGGCAGUAUAAAGUCCGGGGUGUUGCGUCGGAGGCUGUCUGCUGCAAUCCCAAAGAGCACUGAUUGUCCUGGUGUUGAGACGUGAGAAACGAUGAAUUGGGCCGGCCUGUACACGGUGCUGAGCGGGGUGAACCGCCACUCCACUGCCAUCGGGCGCAUCUGGCUCUCCGUCAUCUUCAUCUUCCGGAUCAUGGUGUUGGUGGUGGCAGCCGAGAGCGUCUGGGGGGACGAGAAAUCUGCCUUCACCUGCAACACCCAGCAGCCUGGCUGCAACAGCGUCUGCUAUGACCACUUCUUCCCCAUCUCCCACAUCCGUCUGUGGGCCCUGCAGCUCAUCCUCGUCACCACACCAGCCCUUCUCGUGGCCAUGCACGUGGCUUACCAGCAGCACCAGGAGAAGAAGCUGCUGGUGCUGACAGGGCACGGUGAUGCCAAGCACAUGGAAGAAGUCAAGAAGCACAAGAUGCGCAUAGCGGGGUCGCUGUGGUGGACAUAUGUCUGCAGCGUGGUCUUCAGGCUGCUCUUCGAGGCUGUGUUCAUGUACAUCUUCUACCUGCUUUACCCAGGCUACCAGAUGAUGCGGCUGGUCAAGUGUGAGGCUUACCCCUGCCCCAACACUGUCGACUGCUUCAUCUCCCGGCCCACCGAGAAGACCAUCUUCACUGUCUUCAUGCUGGUCACCUCCAGUGUCUGCAUCAUCCUCAACAUGGCAGAGCUGGUCUACCUGGUGGUGCGGGCCUGUGCCCGCCGAGGCCAGCACCACUCCAACCCCUCGUCGGGGAAGGGCUCCUUCUAUGGGCACAAGCAUUCCUCUGAGUACAAGCAGAACGAGAUCAACCAGCUGCUGACAGAGCAGGACGGUUCUCUCAAGGACAUGCUGCGCCGCAACUCUGGGCUGCAGGAGAAGGGUGACCGCUGCUCUGCCUGCUAGGGCAACUGCUGCAGGGGCUCCAGCCCCACAGUUGUCCCGUGGCCAUGUUACUGUCCCUGUCCCAAGGGUGGCAUCCCUCAGGUGCGAGUCUGGCUUUCCUUGAUGGCCAGGAGGGCAUCAUGGGCCAUUAAAUCUCCAUUCUCA